Antechinus flavipes (yellow-footed antechinus) is the source of this 9844-nucleotide messenger RNA. RefSeq names its product matrix remodeling associated 5 (gene MXRA5). Gene Ontology annotation, molecular function: protein binding. The record is from RefSeq and is a predicted model, not a curated record. Bases 10 to 8661 code for a protein of 2883 amino acids. NCBI's taxonomy places the organism in Eukaryota, Metazoa, Chordata, Mammalia, Dasyuromorphia, Dasyuridae. The transcript is spliced from 6 exons. Gene Ontology annotation, cellular component: extracellular region.
CCAAAAAUAAUGAAGUUUGACAAGAUGCAGAAGGCAACUUUGGAGGCACUAUCCGUGGUGCUGAUCCUCUUUUGGGGACAUCCUCAAGAUUCACUUGCAUGCCCUCACCCAUGUGCAUGCUAUGUUCCUACUGAAGUUCACUGCACAUUUCGAUCUUUAGCUUCAGUGCCAGCAAGGAUUUCUAAACAUGUGGAAAGAAUCAAUCUGGGAUUUAAUAGCAUACAGUCCAUAUCAGAAAACUCAUUUGCAGGCCUUACCAAACUGGAGCUGCUCAUGAUUCAUGGCAAUGACAUCCCAAGCAUACCUAAUGGAGCGUUAAAGGAUUUAAUCUCACUUCAGGUCUUCAAGUUCAGUUACAAUAAGUUGAGAGUCAUAACAGCACAAACCCUUCAGGGGCUUUCAAGUUUAAUGAGACUACACAUUGAUCACAAUAAGAUUGAAUUCAUCCAUCCACAAGCCUUUAAUGGUUUAACUUCCUUGAGGUUACUCCAUUUAGAAGGAAACUUGCUUCAUCAGCUUCAUCCUAGCACAUUUUCCACAUUUGCCUUUCUGGAUUAUUUUAGACUCUCUACAAUAAGACACCUUUACUUAUCUGAAAAUGUCAUCAGAACUCUGCCUGUUGGAAUGCUCUCAAACAUGCCACUUCUGGAAAAUCUUUACCUCCAUGGAAAUCCAUGGUCUUGUGACUGUGGAUUAAAAUGGCUCCUUGAAUGGAAUGCUGGAUCUAAAGGGAUUUUGAAAUGUAAAAAGGACAAAGCAUAUGAAGGCGGACAGCUGUGUUCCAUGUGUUCCAGCCCCAAGCAGCUGAACAAGCAGGAGAUUCACAAUUUGAAAGACAUUCUUUGCAUGAAGCCUAUCAUACAAUCUCCUCUUAAACAGAACUUCAGUAGCAGCAGCAAUGAGGAGGAGGGUGAAGAUGAAGAGGAAGAGGAGGACAGCGCACUCUCUCUGGAAGAGAUUCAAUUUUCUCCCUGGAACAUCACUUUAAAUAUGACUGAUGAGCAUGGAAAUACAGUGGACUUAGCUUGUGAAAUCAAGAAGCCAACAGAUGUUUCAAAAAUUCAACUAAACCAAAGUGAUCCACAGGAAAUUGAUAUUAAUGCUACCAUUGCCUUGGAAUUACAAUGCCCAAUGAAUCGAGAAAAUUAUGAGAAGUUAUGGAAAUUGAUAGCUUAUUAUAGUGAGGUUCCAGUAACAUUACAACGGGAAGUCAUGCUUAGCAAAGACCCCAAAGUCAGUUACCAAUAUAGACAAGACACAAAUGAUGAUGCCCUCUACUAUACAGGGGUGAAAGCCCAAAUUCUUGCUGAGCCAUCAUGGGUGAUGCAACCAAUUAUAGAUAUUCAGCUUAAUCGACGCCAAAGUACUGCCAAAAAAGUACUACUAUCAUUAUAUACCCAGUUUUCACAAAUAAUCCCAAUCAAAGACCUGAGGCAGCAGAAGAGCAAAACCUGGGUAAUGAUUGAGCAAGGUGAAAAAGUGAAAACAGCUCAAACUGUGGUUGAAGGGUCCAUCUGCCAAUUGAGCUGCAAUGUGAAAGCCUCAGAAAGUCCAGUUCUCCUAUGGGUGCUUCCUGAUGGCUCCAUGUUGAAAGCUCCAUUUGCUCAUGAAGAAAGCAGAUUUUCUGUCCUAAGCAGUGGUCAGCUCAUCAUAAAAUCUGUAGGUCGUUCUGACUCUGGUUUGUACCAAUGCAUUGCUCAAGUGAGGGAUGAAAUGGACAGAAUGGUAUAUAGAGUUUCUGUCCAACUUCCUAUCAUCCAGACAACCAAAAGACACAUGGUAACAAUUGAAAAAAAUCCUGAGGAACCAAUCAUGUUGCCCUGUAAUGCCUUAGCAAUACCUGAUGCUGAGCUUAGCUGGCUCCUACCAAAUAAACAGAUAUUGAAUGGAUUGUCUAACUCAACACAUGCCUAUAUGUUAGAAAAUGGAACUUUAUUCAUCCCUAGUGGGCAAAACAGUGAUAGUGGCUACUACAAAUGUAUAGCUAUCAAUCAACAAGGAGUGGACCAUUUUAUUGUUAAGGUGACAGUAAAUAAGAAAGGAGCGAACAAGUCAUCAAAAAGAGCCCAACUAAGAAAACGCCCAAAUUCUAAGACUGCUUCCAAAAUAAGAGACAAUGUGAUAGAGGAUGAAGGGGGUUCAGGUAUAGAAGAAUCUGAUUAUUCUACCAGGCAAAUGCUUACUCCAAAAGACCAAGAAGUAUCUAGUAAGCCAAGGAAUGAUGCUCUCUCUAGGACACAGAACAAAAAAAAUAAAAAGGGCAGGAGGAAAAUGAAGCAUUGGAAAGAUUUAGAAAGAGCCCCGGAAAGUAAUAUUGCAGAAGGCCGGAGAGUGUUUGAAUCACGGAGAAGAAUUAACAUGGCAAACAAACAGAUUAAUCCACAACAUUGGGCAGACAUUUUGGCCAAAGUACGUGGAAAAAAUCUUCCCAAAAGUACAGCAGUGCCUCAUACUGAUUCUGUCAUUAAAACCACAGUGGCUCCACCUGUGAGACAAAAGGCUACACUUCCUUCUCCUAUUAGCAGCCCUCCCUUAAAACAUGUUGUGCAGACACCUAAUACAGAAGAAUCCUCAGCAUCUGAAUCUCUCUUCAGUGAAGAUGAACUAGUUUCAGUCACAAUUUCUUCAGCAAGUACUGAUGAAAGUGAUUCCAAAAUAUUUCUUACAGAAUCAAAAAUAACUCAUACACAUUUGGAAGAACCAAUAACUUAUGGGACUCUGGGAACUCCCAAACCUCCAUAUGUUGCAGAAACUCCCUCUAUAAGGACUGAAUCCAUAAUAACAACCUCUUUACCUUCUAAGUCAACUUAUUCUACACCAUCUCUGAAUAUUUUCUCUGAGGACCCAAUCAAUGAGAAAACAACAGAAAAUUGGUCUACAGUAGAUGAUAGUGAUUUCACAGCAGGUUCUAUAACAAAUCAGGGUGAGCUGCCAUUGGACACCAUUAUCUCGGCACAAUCUGAAACUGUGACAUACCUUUACCCAGACUUGAAAACAGAUUCACAGCUCAACAAAGGACAUAGUGAAGAUGCCCCAUCCAUUCAGUUCAUUCCAGGUCACUCAGCUGGAGUCAAUGAUGUUGAUAUCCCAAAGAUUGGCUCAAAUAGUUUAGAUCCUCCAGCUUUGCCAUUUGAAGACCUACUUUCUGGGGACCAUAAUAUCCCAACAAGUCAACAUCCACAGGUAAAAAACAAGAAAACUCAAAGAAUUGGCAAUGGAGCAGAUACUCAUGAUAGUUCCUCAAUUCAUCAGGAUAUUGAUGAAGAAUUUGAGACAACUCAAGAAGAAGAAAAACUGGAAAAAAUGCCUAUGAGCAACAGAAUUUCUGAGAGGACUCGACAAGAGGCUAUAUCUACCACAGUAUCUGAAUUCCCAAGUAACAUAGUAAGUACUGUUGUUCCCCUUCUGGAGCCAAAGCAGAUUAUUACUACUGCUGAUGAAAACCUUUACACAACAGCAACUAUUACAACUGCCUAUACAAAGAACACUCUCUCUGUCUCAGCAAUAACACAGCAUCCCAGAAGGAGGCCUAAUGGGAGAAAAAGAUUAAGACUUCACAAACUUCAUCGGAAAAAGCCAAUUCUCCCAACUACUUUUGCUCCAGCAGAGACAUCAUUUAGUCCAAGAAUUCUUGUAACUGAACCAAAGAUUGCAAACAAAGUAGAUAUUUUGGUUGUUUCUCCUCCUUGGGCUGAAAACAAAACUACUCCUCCAAUACAGUUAGAAAAGAAGAAAUAUGUAGAGACAGUUACAAAGGGAAUAUCACGUAGAAAAUUUCCAAAGAGACCAAAAUUAAAUCAGUUCACAACAACCACAGUAGCUUCUUUUGAUACUGAAAAAGAAAUAACCAUUGAUCCCACAAAUAAACUCAUUAUACCUAUGACAGCCACUAUCCAAACUGUAGGUCUUUUUGCUACUGCUUCUUUGACCACUGAGGCCUCACAUAAGCAGAGACCAAAAGAAUAUACUACUACAGCUCCUUCUGCUACAGAAAUACAUUUAUCCUACCAUCCAGUACUAGAAACAACUUCACACACAUAUAAGAAUUUGUUUGAUGUAGAUUCAAAAAAUGUAGAAAUUAAAAGUGAUCAUGGGGUCACAGAUAGUGAUAUCUAUUUAACCAGAAGUGUAUUCCCCAGUGAAUUAUUCCCUAGUAGUGUGUUACCUUCUGAUUCAGUUCCCUCAGAGGUCACAAAAUUUCAAAAAGAAUCCAUUGAUUUGGAGUCUUUAGGUACAUCAAGUUGGGUACCUAAAAGGAUAUUUCAAACCACACAUUCCCCAGUAGUAUAUCCAAAUGUUCCUAAAACUAGCUCUCAGGAUGCUAGUAAAGAUUCACCAGUUUUCAAAGAAUCACAAAGAUUAGAUUUAUUCCCCAAAUCUACGACACUAACUGAAGCCCCUGAUCAAUCUCGACAGGAAGAAAAAUAUACCUCCUCUGUUCCCUCAAGUAGAAAAAAAGACUAUUCUUCAAGUCAUGAAGAAAUUACUGCCCAAGAAAGUUCUAUUGGACAAGAUCUUAGGAAGACUGCAUCAACUGUUACACAUUCUAUAAUAAAAUUAGACAAUAAAGUUUUCACACCUAAACCAUCUAAGGACACGACAUUCAUAAUUUCACCAUCUUCAUCUCCAAUGGAACAGAUGUCAUCUCCAGUUGCUUUGGUACCAUUUAUAGAAUCUACAACAUUGCCAUCAUUACUCUUUUCAAGCACUUCUAAUAUAUCCACCCAAUUAUUGAUGGAGUCCAAAGAAAAUAUCAUAUUUAAUCAUGUAGGGGUCCCAGAAAGCAAAACAUCUGAAAUAGAUGAUCAGAAAACAAAGUUAAGUUUCAGUUCCAAUGAAUUCCCCACACCCAGUUUUAACCAAAAUAGAAUUAAUUUACUUUCCAAACAUGAAAUACAGGGCAGCAGUUCCAACAAUCAUUUGUUUCAAGGUUCAGAUCACCUGUCUCAUCCAGGGAGGAUGCCUGCCUUCCACCAGCAACCAGCCAAUGUUCCUGAAAAGUAUGAAUUGCCAAGAGUGACUGUAAGGCCACCACAUGUAACAAAACAAGGCUCAUCUCAACAUUUUAUAACUUUGCAAUCACCUCUUCAUUUUACUAACAAACCAGAGAUAACAUCAUACCCUUCACAAAAUAGUCCAGAAAAAAGACUCCCUGGAAUGACAACAAUAGCAACAACCACAAUGACCAUUCCAUUGCCAAAGCCAAAUCCACUCAUACCUAGUACAUCCAGUCAUUCAGGAACCAACCAAUUUAAUGCCAACACCAAAGUGUUUGGAAAUAAUUACAUUCCUGAACAAAAAAGCUCAGCUACAAACAUGCCCAAUCCCAGAAUCCCCUACACUGCAAAUGGAAGAUUACCUUUUCUGUUUAAUAGGACUCCUACAUUCACACAAGUAGGAGUCACACCUAAGCUGCCGGCAACUGUUCUGCCUGUUUCAUUGAGUACGAGAAAGAAACAAAUAACACCAGACCUGCACAGCCAGAUUACAACACAAGGUACCAUCCACAAUGUCCUAGGUAUUCCUGGAGCACCUUCAAUAUUCCACAGUACUAGUACUAGAUCACCAUCUUUGAUUAAUUUAAAAAAUACUCCGGUGUUUCCUACUCGGAGGACCAUUCCUCAUACAGCAUCUACCAUUCAUUCCUACAGAAAUGUCCAUCAUAGUAAUUCUAAAAUUACAUUCAGUGGAGGACCUCCUGCUCCUAGUUUCUGGGCACUUGGAGAGAAGCCCCAUAUCAUUACCAAGUCCCCUCACACCUUAUCCAUCAUUGCUGAAACAGAUGUUAUCCUUCCGUGUGAUACAAUUGGAGAGCCCAAGCCUUUUGUUACUUGGACAAAGGUUUCUACAGGAGCCCUUAUGACACCUAACACAAAGACACAACGGUUUGAAGUCUUAAAAAAUGGUACAUUCAUUAUUAGGAAUGUCCAGCUCCAAGAUCGUGGUCAAUACAUGUGCACUGCAAAGAACCUUCAUGGUGUAGACAAAAUGAUUGUCACAUUAUCAGUAACAGCUCAGCAGCCCCAAAUAUUAGCUUCCCACUAUCAGGAUGUCACAGUUUACCUUGGAGACACAAUUGCAAUGGAAUGCCUGGCCAAAGGAACACCACCCCCACAAAUUUCUUGGAUUUUUCCAGAUAGAAAAGUAUGGAGGAGUGUUUCAACUGCUGAGUCCAGAAUUAUGCUUCAUGAGAACCGUACCCUAACUAUUAAGGAGGCUACUUUUUCAGACAGAGGAGUUUACAAAUGCAUAGCAAGCAAUGCUGCUGGAGCAGAUAGCCUGGCUAUCCGUCUACAUGUAGUAGCUCUACCUCCCAUUAUUCAUCAAGAGAGGCAGGAAAAUAUCUCACUUCCUCCUGGGCUCAGCAUUCAUAUUCAUUGCACUGCCAAAGCAGCUCCUCUCCCUAGUAUUCGCUGGGUGAUCUUUGAUGGCACUCAAAUCCGUCCUUCCCAAUUUAUCAAUGGGAAUUUGUUUGUCUUCCCAAAUGGGACACUUUACAUCCGUAACAUCUCUCCCAAAGACAGUGGAAACUACGAAUGUGUGGCAGCUAACAUGGUUGGGGCAGCCAGGAGAACAGUUCAGCUCAACGUGCAAAAGACUUCUGCCAAUGCCAAGAUAACUGGGAGCUCCCCUCAUAAGACAGAUAUUACUUAUGGUGGCACUCUGCGCCUAAACUGUAGUGCUUCAGGGGAUCCAUGGCCAAGGAUUCUCUGGAGACUGCCUUCAAAGAGAAUGAUUGAUUCACUUUUCAGCUUUGACACCAGAAUCAAAGUAUUUGGAAAUGGUACUUUGGUUGUGCAUUCUGUCACAGAAAAAGAUGCAGGGGACUAUCUGUGUGUUGCUCGGAACAAGAUCGGUGAUGAUUAUGUUGUUCUGAAGGUGAAUGUUAUGAUGAAACCUGCUAAGAUAGAACAUAAAAAGGAGAAUGACCACAAAGUCAUCUAUGGUGGGGACCUCAAGGUUGACUGUGUUGCUACAGGCUUUCCCAACCCUGAGAUUUCCUGGAGUCUUCCUGAUGGUAGUCUGGUCAAUACCUUCAUGCAGUCAGAUGAUAGUGGUGGACGGACAAAGAGAUAUGUUGUUUUUAAUAAUGGAACACUCUACUUCAAUGAAGUGGGAAUGAGAGAGGAAGGAGACUAUACCUGCUUUGCUGAAAACCAGAUUGGGAAAGAUGAAAUGAAAAUUCAUGUCAAAGUGGUCACUGAACCUGCAGCAAUCCACAACAAAACCUACUCCAUUGUCCAUGUGCCAUAUGGGGAUGUUGUUACAGUGGCCUGUGAAGCUAAAGGAGAACCUACUCCAAAGAUAACAUGGCUUUCUCCAACCAACAGAUUAAUUCCAAUUUCUUCUGAUAAGUACCAAGUAUUUAGGGAUGGCACCCUUCUUAUUCAAAAAGCACAGCGAUCUGAUAGUGGGAACUAUACAUGUGUGGUGAGGAACAGUGCUGGAGAGGACAGAAAAAUUGUCUGGAUCCAUGUUAAUGUCCAAUCUCCCACAAUCAAUGGCCACCCCAAUGCUAUAACAACUGUCAGAGAAAUAGCUGCAAGAGAGAGCCGAAAGCUCAUUGACUGCAAAGCAGAAGGCAUCCCAGCACCACGGGUUUUGUGGGCUUUUCCAGAGGGUGUGAUCCUUCCAGCUCCCUAUUAUGGAAACCGCAUCACUGUCCAUCGCAAUGGCACAUUGGAUAUUAAAAGCCUAAGAAAGACAGAUUCAGUGCAGCUGGUGUGUAUUGGACGCAAUGAAGGUGGAGAAGCAAAGCUGAUUGUACAGCUCACAGUGAUGGAUCCUUUGGAGAAACCUGUUUUCCGGAACCCAGUCAGUGAAAAGAUUACUGCUAUGGCAGGUCACACUAUCAACCUCAAUUGUUCAGCUGAGGGAAGCCCUGAACCUAGUAUUGUUUGGAUUCUUCCAAAUGAGACAGAACUACAGAGUGGGAAACAUUUACAGAGAUUUUACCAUAAAAAGGAUGGAAUGUUGCAUAUCAGCAGUCUCUCUGCUGCAGAUGCUGGAGCUUAUCGUUGUGUGGCUAGGAACAAAGCUGGCUAUACUGAAAGAUUGGUGUCUUUGAAAGUUGGAUUGAAACCAGAAAUUAGUAAUCAAUACCCAAACCUGGUGAGCAUCAUCAAUGGUGAGACCUUGCAACUUCACUGCAUUGCUCAAGGAAGUCAGAAAGCCCAGGUGUCUUGGACACUACCUAGUGGUAUGGUUUUAGAGGGUCCCCAAGUAGUUGGACGCUUUUCUCUGUUAGAGAAUGGCUCACUAACUGUGCAUGAAGCAUCUGUGUUUGACAGAGGAACUUAUCUGUGUAAGGUUGAAACAGAGUACGGCUCAUCUGUUAUGAAUGUUCCUGUCAUUGUUAUAGCAUACCCUCCCCGAAUCACCAGCGAGCCAACACCUGUCAUUUACACUCGACCAGGAAACACAGUGAAAAUGAACUGCAUGGCUAUUGGGAUUCCCAAAGCUGAAAUAACGUGGGAGCUACCAGACAAAUCACAUCUGAUAGCAGGGGCUCAGUCCCGUCUCUAUGGGAAUAAAUUCCUUCAUCCUCAGGGCUCAUUAAUCAUCCAACACUCCACACAGAGAGAUGCAGGCUUUUACAAGUGCACUGCAAAAAACAUCUUAGGCAGUGACUCUAAAACAACUUACGUUCAUGUAUUCUAACACAACUUUCUACAUUGAUGAACUCCCAACAAUGAAAAAAAUAAGUACAGCAAGUAAAAUAUCAUUUUAAAAAGAAGUGAGGGUUGAUAAAGGGAGUUAACAGAACAUUAUCAUGAUGGAUCGAUGCACACCCUGUUGAUUUUAUAAGAUGACUUAGAUCCUUUCCCUUCUUGCCAACGGAAACAAUGUAGACACUUUAAUGGGAUUCCAGCACCUUUGGGGGAUUUCCUUUCGGGUUUACAGAAUAUAUGUGGUUUCAUGUGAUAUUUCAUGGUACCCAAGAUGUCAGCUACAUGUUAUUUUUUAAAGCAAACAACCCCCAGUGGCUUGACAAGCACCUUAAGGAUACCAAAGAAGUAUUAACUAUAAAUAAACUGCAGUGAUUGAAAACCAAAAAGUGCUUUGUGACCACAUUGAGGAUACAUCAUUUAUUUGCCUCCUUGCACAUAAUCAAUUCUAUCAAAUGAAUACUCUCCUAUUUGGUUUUUUCUCUACCAUUUCUUCAAAAUCAGAUGACUGAUCAUGGAUUUAGAAAAUGAAUGAGCUACUUCUAAUAAAAACAUUUCAAACAUUAACCCUACAAAUUAUGUAUGAAAGGAUCACUUGAACCAAUUUAUAGGGAUGGAAUUCAAUCAUUUAUUUUUAUGUGGUGUUGUUUUAUUUUUUAACCUAGACUAUGAGACUAAAAAGACAUAUGAUGAUCUCUUGUCUCAUUUUUAUAAAUUAUUGGUCUUUACAAGACUCAGAUAUAUAGCUGCAGAUGUGGAAACUGAUUUUCAGGUCCUGUCCAAUUUCCUUCAAUUUAACUACCUGAUAAUAUUUUUGCUACUCAUCUCUCUCUUUACCUGGAAAAGUAUGGUGUUGGAUAUUUCACAGAUAGGAGGGAUCUUUUGAGUCAGGAGGAGAUGGGAAUAGAUUGAGGUAGAGAAAAGGAAAACAAGCUCUGACACUGUGGAUUAUGUAGACUAGAGCCACCCAAAAAGCUUCUGACUCUUCUCUGUGGUGUCAAAGGUAUGCAUACCAGGACCUCUUUGCAAUCCACCCCCCAGGUCACUAAAUCAAUUAUCCAGAAUCUAAUCUUGUCCUGGAUAGUGGGUUGAUAGUUACUUCCAUGACUGCUUUAAUGUGUUGAUAUGGUCAAUGUACUGUACAUUUUAUAAUAAAGAAAAAUUUUCCAGAUAAA